Messenger RNA from Linnemannia hyalina, 249 nucleotides. NCBI's taxonomy places the organism in Eukaryota, Fungi, Mortierellomycota, Mortierellomycetes, Mortierellales, Mortierellaceae. The record is from the annotation of a GenBank genome assembly.
AUGGUCGCCAAAAGACAGAGCUCCAUCGCCUCCCGCCCGCUUUCUUCGACCGAGGGCUCGAUGGAUGACGAGGUCAUCGCGUUCAACGAGCCUACUGAGUUCAUCCCUGACUCUCCUCAACCGCUCAACGAUGAUCCUACCCCUGCAACUGCCGAGCCUCGAUCUCCUCCCCCUCCUACCGACCCCGCUGUUGUUGUCUUCAUAGUUGUUCAUGAGACUUAUGUUGGUGAUGAGGAAAAAAACAUGUAA